Messenger RNA from Phyllostomus discolor (pale spear-nosed bat), 1943 nucleotides. RefSeq names its product enolase-phosphatase 1 (gene ENOPH1). The record is from RefSeq and is a predicted model, not a curated record. NCBI's taxonomy places the organism in Eukaryota, Metazoa, Chordata, Mammalia, Chiroptera, Phyllostomidae. Gene Ontology annotation, molecular function: acireductone synthase activity; magnesium ion binding.
CAGGUCCCGCCCCGUUGCCCUGCACACGUGGUCUGGGCCACAACCCCUCGGUACCUCUGGUGUUCCGGUCUCUUGCCGGGCUUCCUUCUCCACUUUCUAGGGGCUUCUUUCUUCUUGCUUCAGGCUGCACGAGGUUGACUGCUUCGAAAUUCUUGCGGAGCUGUCGGAAGCCAGGACGGUGCCGGGGGCGUAGUCGGCGCCGCUUCCCUACCAGUAGGCCUAUUUCUGUGGUAGCAUCUGGUAGGGAAAUGGUCGUGCUUUCUGUGCCCGCUGAAGUAUCUGUGAUCCUGUUAGAUAUCGAGGUACCACAACCCCCGAUUGCUUUCGUGAAGGACAUUUUAUUUCCUUACAUCAAAGAAAAUGUUAAAGAGUAUUUGCAGAUACACUGGGAAGAAGAGGAGUGUCAGCAGGAUGUCAGUCUUUUGAGGAAACAGGCUGAAGAGGACUCCCACCUGAUUGGGGCUGUUCCGAUCCCUGCUGCAUCUGAGAAUGGGGCAGAUGACCCACAACAGACGAUCCAGGCUGUGGUAGAUAAUGUGUGCUGGCAGAUGUCUCUGGACCGAAAGACCACGGCACUGAAACAGCUGCAGGGCCACAUGUGGAGGGCAGCAUUCACAGCGGGGCGUGUGAAAGCAGAGUUCUUUGAAGAUGUAGUUCCAGCAGUCAGGAAGUGGAGAGAGGCUGGAAUGAAGGUGUAUGUUUACUCUUCAGGGAGUGUAGAGGCACAGAAACUAUUAUUUGGGUAUUCUACAGAGGGAGAUAUUCUUGAGCUUAUUGACGGUCACUUUGAUACCAAGAUUGGACACAAAGUGGAGAGUGAGAGUUAUCGAAAGAUUGCAGACAGCAUUGGGUGCUCAACCAGCAACAUCUUGUUUCUGACAGACAUCACUCCAGAAGCCAGUGCUGCUGAGAAAGCAGAUGUACAUGUAGCUGUGGUGGUAAGACCUGGCAAUGCAGGACUAACAGAUGAUGAAAAGACUUACUAUAGCCUCAUCACAUCCUUCAGCGAACUGCACCUGCCUUCCUCAUGUUAGAGGAGGACUUCUAAGGAAGUCUGAACUGUCUUCACAGAAUUGUCCAUGUAGUGUAGUUUUAUUAUUCUAAUGGUAAAAAGAACUUACGUUUAUGUAUGCAAGUAUAUAUGUGUGUGUUCAGAUUACCUUUCAUAGGCACAGAAGUGAAGGGAGAAAUCUCAGUUCAGUGAAAAGGAAACUAAUUUAAAGGCGCUUUAUGUGUAGAAAUUGUUUGAAAUUAUAACUCUCACCCUUAUCGAGGGUAAAAUGUAGUUGAGAGAAGAAAUUACUGUAAUACAGAUCCAAUGUGUUAUGUUUAUCAAGUUACGUACUAAAAUAGAAAGACAGGUUUGAGAACUUAUUCAGAAGCCUUGGUAUUUUAAAAACUGGAAGUAUUUCAAAGACUUAUUCCUAAUAAUUCAGCCCUCUUUUAAUUAUGAGUUAGAAGAUUACAGCAGCUGAAUUUCAAAAUAUUAGCUGCCUACAUACAAAAGACAAAGUUAUUUCUGUUCCAGAAGAGACAAAAUGGGGAAAGGAAGCUUAUUUGCAUCUUGAUCAAACAUCUGUUACUUAAAAAACUUGCAAAUCAUUGUUGCAUCCUCAGUUGCCUUAUCAGUGAAAAAGGUGCACUGAUGUAACAGGUAAAAUAGGAACGUGGCUCUAAACCUGCCUGUUGUUACAGAUUUUGUAGUUGCCUUUCUGACUCCUUCUUAGCACAGUUUGAGAAUAUGUUAAUGCUGUUUACUAUUUUUUUUAAAGUUGAUUGAAAUUAGUUUGUAAGACCUAGAAGAGCCCUACUAUGUACUAUUUUCCUUGAAAUGGAUUCAAGAAGUAUAUAAAUUUUAUAAAGCAUCAUUUAUCCUGGUUCAAUUCUAAUAGGAUGUCAUGUUAAUUUCAUGUUGUGCUUAAUAAAAAAUUUUUCUUUACUCA